GGGGAUGUGGGGUGUGUGCGCGUGUGCGCCUGUAUGCCUGUGUCUGUGGGUGCGUGGAAGACAGAGAGCGAGCGCGAGAGAGCGAGCGAAGGCAGCUGCUAGUAAGAGAGCGGAGCGAGCGCUGCUCCGGCUCUCUCUGUCCGCGCCCUCUCGCUCUCGCUCAGGCACCAGGCAGCGGUAGGAGCGCGUGUAGCAGGCAGCGCCUCCAUCCCUCUCUCUGCCUCCCUCCCUUCACUUGGACAGCGGUGCUGACUCUGCCUUAGAGUCUCGGCUGCUUCCAGCCAGGAGGCUCGCACUUACCUCCCCCCUCCCUUCUCCCUCCUUCCCUGCUGAGCCCAAUUGCUCCUUCCCCAGCUCCUCCUCCUUCUCCUCUUCCACCUCCCCUUCUGGAGAGGACUACCAUCCUCAGCUGGGAGAGUGCAGGUACUUUGCUUUCACGAAUAUCUCGCAGGACCCAAGCAAGCUUUCUUGCUGGGUUUUUUGUUAUUGUUGUUUUGGGGGCAUUUUUGGUUUUUUUGUUUUCUCUCGUAAAAAAAAAAAAAAAAAAAAAAAAGGAAGAAGAAAUUACUUUAGAAACAAAGCAAGCAACCCAAGCCCCACCACCACCAAGCCCAGACCCCCCGCCCAGGGGCUGAAGUGCAUGUGCUUUCUUCUCUUGCAGUUCCUCCGGGGCCUGUGUGGAAUAAAACAUAAUUUUUUAUUUGACUGUUAGGAGAGGGAAGAGAAGACACCUCAGGGUUUCCAAAGAGGUCCGAGCUGGCUACCUUAGAAUAUAAAUUUGCCUCUGAGGACUUCAUCAUCCCAUGUAUGUUGGGAAAUCUUGAGGAGUCUGAUACUUCUAAUCCUCCAGUCAUUGAUUGCCUAAGUUUACAGUUGUGAAGUGGUGGAAAUAAAAGUCAACCAUUUCCUGGCCCUUGAUAUUCUAGUUAAGAGUGUCUGACUGACAGCAUGUUGGCACCAGCAGCGUGAGAACCCAUCAGCCUCAGCUCCAGGUCUCUGUCCUGAGAUGACAACAGGAUGUGCCUUGGCGACAGGUCUCAGGGUGGAGAACUUUUCAUUGAAUUUCAUCCCUGUGAGCUCAUGGUGUGCUCCUGCUUAAGAAAACUGUGAACUUAGAAAACAGAUAAAUGAACAGGUGUAGAUUGGAUCAUUGUUUCUGUGAGAAGUCCAGUGAUCAACAGUGGGAUCUAAGGAGCAAGCUCUGAAAGCCCAUCAGCUGAAAUUUCAGACCGGACAGACUCGCAGUGGCUUCUGGGCCCGUGAGAACGAGGCUGCCAAGGCUUGCUGGUGCCAAGCUGCAGAAUGAUUCACGUAACCAGGCCAGUGGUGGUACUCCUGUACUUCAUCCUCUGCGCUGAGGCCGAGACACCUCCACGAUUUACUCGAACUCCCGUUGACCAGACAGGGGUCUCUGGAGGAGUCGCUUCAUUCAUUUGCCAAGCAACAGGAGACCCAAGACCGAAAAUUGUCUGGAACAAAAAGGGAAAAAAAGUCAGCAACCAGAGAUUUGAGGUAAUAGAGUUUGAUGAUGGAUCCGGAUCUGUUCUCAGAAUUCAACCUUUACGAACUCCUCGGGAUGAGGCAAUCUAUGAAUGUGUUGCCUCCAAUAGUGUUGGAGAAAUAAGUGUAUCUACCAGGCUCACUGUUUUACGUGAGGAUCAGAUUCCCCGGGGCUUCCCUACCAUAGACAUGGGCCCACAGUUAAAGGUGGUUGAGCGUACUCGCACUGCCACCAUGCUCUGUGCAGCCAGUGGUAACCCAGAUCCAGAAAUCACUUGGUUCAAAGAUUUCUUACCUGUGGACACAAGUAACAACAACGGACGCAUCAAACAGUUACGAUCAGGUGGUACACCAAUAAGAGGCGCCCUCCAAAUUGAGCUGAGUGAAGAAUCCGAUCAAGGAAAAUAUGAGUGUGUUGCCACCAACAGCGCUGGUACUCGCUAUUCUGCCCCUGCCAAUCUUUAUGUCAGAGAGCUGCGAGAAGUUCGCCGUGUCCCACCCAGAUUCUCUAUCCCACCCACUAAUCAUGAAAUCAUGCCAGGCGGGAGCGUUAACAUCACCUGUGUUGCUGUGGGGUCACCAAUGCCAUAUGUUAAAUGGAUGCUAGGGGCAGAAGAUCUGACACCUGAAGAUGACAUGCCAAUAGGACGAAAUGUCCUAGAACUAAAUGAUGUAAGGCAGUCAGCAAAUUACACCUGUGUCGCUAUGUCAACCCUGGGUGUCAUUGAAGCAAUAGCACAAAUCACAGUCAAAGCCUUGCCCAAGCCUCCUGGGACUCCUGUAGUAACAGAGAGCACAGCAACAAGCAUUACCUUGACAUGGGACUCAGGGAAUCCUGAACCAGUUUCUUAUUACAUUAUCCAGCACAAACCUAAAAAUUCUGAGGAAGCUUAUAAAGAAAUUGAUGGAGUAGCAACAACUCGUUACAGUGUGGCUGGCCUAAGCCCCUACUCUGAUUAUGAAUUUCGGGUGGUAGCUGUCAAUAACAUUGGGCGAGGUCCACCCAGCGAGCCUGUCUUAACUCAGACCUCAGAGCAAGCACCUUCCAGUGCCCCUCGGGAUGUACAGGCUCGAAUGUUGAGUUCAACCACCAUUUUGGUUCAAUGGAAAGAACCCGAGGAGCCCAAUGGACAGAUCCAAGGGUAUAGAGUUUAUUAUACAAUGGACCCUUCUCAGCAUGUCAACAACUGGAUGAAACACAAUGUUGCUGAUAGUCAGAUAACUACCAUUGGGAAUUUAGUACCACAGAAAACAUACUCUGUGAAGGUCUUGGCUUUUACCUCAAUUGGAGAUGGUCCCCUUUCAAGUGACAUUCAAGUCAUCACUCAGACAGGAGUGCCAGGCCAGCCACUAAACUUCAAAGCAGAACCUGAAUCUGAAACCAGCAUUUUGCUUUCUUGGACACCUCCACGUUCUGACACCAUUGCUAGUUAUGAGCUAGUUUACAAUGAUGGGGACCAUGGUGAAGAGCAACGGAUUACCAUUGAGCCUUCAACAUCCUACCGUCUUCAAGGGCUAAAACCCAACAGUUUAUACUAUUUCCGUCUUGCUGCCCGCUCUCCUCAAGGCCUGGGUGCCUCUACAACUGAAAUCUCAGCCAGAACCAUGCAGUCAAAGCCAUCAGCUCCUCCUCAAGACAUUAGUUGCACGAGCCCCAGCUCCACUAGCAUUUUGGUAAGUUGGCAACCUCCACCAGUGGAAAAACAGAAUGGCAUUAUCACUGAAUACUCCAUCAAGUAUACAGCAAUGGACGGGGAAGAUGACAAACCUCAUGAAAUUGUGGGAAUACCUUCAGACACUAUCCAGUACCUUUUGGAACAGUUGGAAAAGUGGACUGAAUACCGGAUCUCUGUGACAGCCCAUACUGAUGUUGGACCUGGCCCUGAGAGCUUAUCUGUAUUGAUUCGGACCGAUGAAGAUGUUCCUAGUGGUCCUCCUCGCAAAGUCGAGGUAGAGGCUGUCAACUCAACAUCUGUUAAAGUGUCAUGGCGCUCACCUGUGCCCAAUAAACAGCAUGGCCAGAUAAGAGGAUACCAAGUGCACUAUGUGAGGAUGGAAAAUGGUGAGCCCAAGGGUCAGCCCAUGCUGAAGGAUGUCAUGCUGGCUGAUGCACAGUGGGAAUUUGAUGAUACUACUGAACAUGACAUGAUCAUUUCUGGACUGCAACCAGAAACCGCCUAUUCCCUUACGGUAACAGCCUAUACAACCAAAGGAGAUGGAGCUCGCAGCAAGCCCAAACUGGUGUCUACCACUGGUGCAGUUCCAGGGAAGCCCCGGCUGGUGAUCAGUCACACUCAGAUGAACACUGCUCUCAUCCAAUGGCAUCCUCCUAUUGACACAUUUGGCCCCCUUCAGGGCUAUCGUCUAAAAUUUGGCCGAAAGGACAUGGAGCUGCUCACGACCCUUGAAUUCUCAGAGAAAGAAGACCACUUCACUGCUAUGGAUAUCCAUAAAGGAGCAUCUUACAUCUUUAGGCUCUCCGCUAAAAACAAAGUGGGCUUUGGGGAGGAGAUGGUCAAAGAGAUUUCUGUUCCUGAAGAAGUGCCCAAUGGAUUCCCCCAGAACCUCCACUCAGAAGGCACCACCUCAACAUCAGUCCAAUUGUCCUGGCAGCCACCCGUCUUAGCAGAGAGAAAUGGCAUUAUCACCAAGUACACCCUUCUAUACAGGGACAUCAACAUCCCCCACCACCCAGUGGAGCAGCUCAUUGUUCCCGCUGAUACUACUCUGACACUUACUGGCCUAAAACCCGAUACCACAUAUGAUGUAAAAGUACGUGCUCACACAAGCAAAGGGCCCGGUCCAUAUAGUCCAAGUGUCCAGUUCAGGACACUGCCUGUGGAUCAAGCAGUGUUUGCAAAAAAUUUUCAUGUCAAAGCAGUAAUGAAGACAUCAGUAUUACUAUCUUGGGAGAUUCCAGAGAAUUAUAAUUCUGCCAUGCCUUUCAAAAUCCUUUAUGAUGAUGGGAAAAUGGUAGUUGAGGUGGAUGGCCGGGCCACACAGAAAUUAAUUGUCAACCUAAAGCCUGAGAAAUCCUAUUCAUUUGUCCUAACAAAUCGAGGGAAUAGUGCUGGUGGUCUUCAGCACAGGGUGACAGCGAAGACAGCUCCAGAUGUCCUGCGUACCAAGCCUGCUUUCAUUGGGAAAACCAACUUGGAUGGGAUGAUAACUGUGCAACUACCAGAAGUACCAGCAAAUGAGAACAUAAAGGGUUAUUACAUAGUAAUUGUGCCUUUGAAGAAGUCACGUGGAAAAUUUAUCAAGCCAUGGGAAAGUCCAGAUGAAAUGGAAUUAGAUGAGCUUCUUAAGGAAAUAUCUCGGAAACGCAGGAGCCUCCGUCACGAAAGAGAGGUUGAACUAAAGCCAUAUAUUGCUGCUCAUUUUGAUGUUCUUCCUACUGAAUUCACCCUGGGGGAUGAGAAACAUUAUGGUGGCUUCACAAACAAGCAGCUCCAGAGUGGUCAAGAGUAUGUCUUCUUUGUCUUGGCUGUCAUGGAGCACGCAGAGUCGACCAUGUAUGCAACUAGUCCUUACUCGGAUCCUGUUGUAUCAAUGGACCUCGAUCCCCAGCCCAUGACAGAUGAAGAAGAAGGAUUAAUCUGGGUCGUGGGGCCAGUGCUUGCAGUUGUCUUUAUCAUUUGCAUUGUCAUAGCUAUCCUCCUCUACAAAAGCAGUAAACCUGACAGGAAAAGGGCAGAAUCUGACUCUAGAAAAAGCAGUAUACCAAACAGUAAAGAGGUUCCUUCUCAUCAUCCAACUGACCCAGUCGAACUGAGGCGCCUCAAUUUUCAAACGCCAGGUUCAGGUGUAUCCGGUUACGCUGGUAACCUUCAUCCAAGCAUGGCUAGCCAUCCUCCCAUACCGAUUUUGGAACUUGCUGAUCACAUUGAAAGGUUGAAAGCUAAUGACAACCUGAAGUUUUCCCAGGAGUAUGAGUCAAUUGACCCUGGUCAGCAGUUUACAUGGGAGCAUUCAAAUCUGGAAGUAAACAAACCAAAGAAUAGAUAUGCAAAUGUAAUUGCAUAUGACCAUUCUCGAGUUCUUUUAUCAGCAAUAGAAGGGAUACCAGGAAGUGAUUAUGUCAAUGCCAACUACAUAGAUGGCUAUAGGAAACAAAAUGCCUAUAUAGCAACCCAAGGAUCACUCCCAGAAACAUUUGGAGACUUCUGGAGGAUGAUGUGGGAGCAAAGAGGAGCAACUGUUGUCAUGAUGACAAAAUUGGAGGAAAGAUCCAGGGUGAAAUGUGACCAGUAUUGGCCUAGCAGAGGCACAGAAACAUAUGGGCUGAUUCAGGUGACACUGUUAGACACUGUGGAAUUGGCAACAUACUGUGUUCGAACAUUUGCACUUUACAAGAAUGGUUCAAGUGAGAAGAGAGAAGUGAGACAGUUCCAGUUCACAGCAUGGCCAGAUCAUGGGGUACCAGAGCAUCCAACACCUUUUCUAGCUUUCUUGCGACGAGUCAAAACCUGUAAUCCUCCUGAUGCUGGUCCUAUGGUUGUUCACUGCAGUGCGGGAGUUGGCAGAACUGGCUGUUUCAUCGUGAUAGAUGCCAUGUUAGAAAGAAUAAAGCAUGAAAAAACUGUAGACAUUUAUGGUCACGUAACUUUAAUGAGAGCCCAGAGGAAUUACAUGGUUCAAACAGAGGACCAAUACAUCUUUAUCCAUGAUGCACUGUUAGAAGCAGUGACAUGUGGAAAUACCGAAGUGCCAGCUAGAAACUUGUAUGCAUAUAUUCAGAAGCUGACACAAAUAGAGACAGGAGAGAAUGUCACAGGAAUGGAACUGGAAUUUAAGCGUCUAGCAAGCUCUAAAGCUCACACUUCGAGAUUCAUCAGUGCCAAUCUUCCAUGUAAUAAAUUCAAAAAUCGCCUUGUUAAUAUUAUGCCAUAUGAAUCCACAAGGGUAUGCCUGCAGCCAAUCCGAGGGGUAGAAGGAUCUGAUUACAUCAAUGCCAGCUUUAUUGAUGGAUACAGGCAACAAAAAGCUUAUAUAGCAACACAGGGACCCUUGGCAGAGACAACUGAAGAUUUCUGGCGGAUGCUUUGGGAACACAACUCCACAAUUGUUGUGAUGCUCACCAAACUCCGAGAAAUGGGCAGAGAAAAAUGUCACCAGUAUUGGCCUGCAGAACGUUCAGCAAGGUAUCAAUACUUUGUGGUAGACCCAAUGGCUGAAUACAAUAUGCCACAGUAUAUCCUAAGGGAAUUCAAGGUCACAGAUGCCAGGGACGGUCAGUCCCGAACUGUAAGGCAAUUCCAGUUCACUGACUGGCCAGAGCAAGGAGUGCCAAAAUCUGGAGAAGGGUUCAUUGACUUCAUUGGCCAAGUACAUAAAACAAAAGAGCAAUUUGGGCAAGAUGGGCCUAUCUCAGUCCAUUGCAGUGCGGGUGUUGGAAGAACAGGUGUCUUUAUAACACUGAGCAUUGUAUUGGAAAGAAUGAGAUAUGAAGGUGUUGUAGAUAUCUUCCAGACCGUCAAAAUGUUAAGGACACAACGGCCAGCCAUGGUACAGACAGAGGAUCAGUAUCAAUUCUGCUACCGUGCCGCACUAGAAUACCUGGGCAGCUUUGAUCACUAUGCAACGUAAAAUCCCCUGCCCCUACCUGGAUCUUUACUGCAGGCCUUUUAAGAUCUGGAGAGCCUCUUCUGAGCCAUACAUCGUGCUGGAGAUGGACUUUGUAACUUCUAGCUAAAGACCAAUCAGUGGGAAUACUAAAAACAAACAAAAACAAAGGGGAAAAACACACACACACACAAAAAAAAAAAAAAACUAUUCCAUGUGGACCAAGAAUUCACAGUUUAAUAAUCUAACCUGAAAAAUAAUAAAGAGAAUCCUGACUGGUGAGGCAUCUGAAGGAUUUCAUUUACAGAUACCUCAAGGAUUCGACUUCGGUUAAAAUUAAAGGGAAGAGGAAAUUAUUGCAAAGAACCAUCAUCUUGUCCAGGAUUGCAUGAAAGGGGAAACCUGGAGAGUCCAGCAAUUCAGGGCAAGAUGUUUGUUAAGCAGGCCACUUCCUGGCUUCUUAAAACUACAGCAACAUCAACCACAACCACAAACACACCAAUGGACUCUGCUUCAACAUCACCCCUUCCCACCAUAUUGCUCAUAAUAACACUUUAGGGGAAAGGGGAGGGGGGAAUGUUUAAAAAGAAAGUCCUUGAUUUAGUUUUUUAGUAUUGUAAAGAUACUGCUGACCUGUGCUUCAUUUUUAACUGUGUAAACUUCUUUCCUCUUUUUUUUAAACAAAAGGUUAUUAUUCAAUGAAGUGAAUUUAAAGAUAAAAGUUGCAUAAUUUCA
Antechinus flavipes (yellow-footed antechinus) is the source of this 7800-nucleotide messenger RNA. RefSeq names its product protein tyrosine phosphatase receptor type D (gene PTPRD). Gene Ontology annotation, biological process: protein dephosphorylation. The transcript has 45 exons. The coding region runs from base 1303 to 7089 and encodes 1928 amino acids. Gene Ontology annotation, molecular function: protein tyrosine phosphatase activity; protein binding. Lineage: Eukaryota; Metazoa; Chordata; Mammalia; Dasyuromorphia; Dasyuridae. The record is from RefSeq and is a predicted model, not a curated record.